AUGGGGACUUAUCCAGUGGCAAUUGGUGAUGUGGCUAUAGGGACAAUUUUGUUAUCAAAGACUGUGGUUGGAGUUUUGGGCAAUUUGUUUUUCCUCUACAAUUAUGCCUUGCUGUACUUCAAGGCAUACAGAUUAAAGUGCAUGGACUGGAUUCUGAUGCACUUGAUUGUAGCAAACUUCUUAACUCUCCUGUGUAAAGGUGUCCCACAAACAAUGGCAGCUUUUGGUUUGAAAUGUUUCUUCAAUGAUUUUGAGUGCAAGCUGCUUUCCUACCUUCACAGAGUGGGUAGAAGUGUGUCGUUUGGCAGCAUGAGCUUAUUGAGCGUCUUCCAGGUCAUCACUAUCAGCCCUGAGGAUGCUAUUUCAAGAGGAUUUAAAAAGAAAGCUCCCAAGUACAUCAGCUAUUCCAUGUAUGUGACAUGGAUCUUGUCUCUUCUUUUUAGCAUUGUUUCGCUUAAGCACAUGUCUGCAAAACUGUGCAGUAAAAACACCACAAGUCUCAAAGACUUGGGUUACUGUUCUUCUGUUCCUUUUGACAAAACUGAUGAAAUACUACAUGUAGUAUAUGUGAUAAUUCCUGGUGCUGUGUGCAUGAUAGUGAUGCUAUGCUCCAGUAGCUCCAUCGUUCUCAUCUUGCACAGGCACAAGAAGAGGAUGCAACAUAUGUCUAGGACCAUUAUCUCCCCUAGAUCUAGCCCUGAGUUGAGAGCAACACAAACCAUUCUUCUCCUGGUGAGCACCUUUGUUGUCUUUUAUACACUCUCCAUACUUUUUACCAUUUGUUUAAAUUUUGUGGUUAAACUCAGCUGGUAUCUGGUGAGCAGUCAUGCAAUAUUUUCAAUGUGUUUUGCUUCUGUCAGCCCCUAUCUGCUUAUGAGACAUUAUUCCAGUGCAUUACAGCUUUGUUUUCCUUGGAAAAAGUAUUAA
This is a messenger RNA of Arvicola amphibius (Eurasian water vole), 927 nucleotides long. Its product is annotated as vomeronasal type-1 receptor 4-like. The coding region runs from base 1 to 927 and encodes 308 amino acids. Gene Ontology annotation, cellular component: membrane. Gene Ontology annotation, biological process: G protein-coupled receptor signaling pathway. The record is from RefSeq and is a predicted model, not a curated record. Lineage: Eukaryota; Metazoa; Chordata; Mammalia; Rodentia; Cricetidae. Gene Ontology annotation, molecular function: pheromone receptor activity. The transcript has a single exon.